This is a messenger RNA of Daldinia childiae, 2232 nucleotides long. Its product is annotated as Versicolorin B synthase. The transcript has 3 exons. NCBI's taxonomy places the organism in Eukaryota, Fungi, Ascomycota, Sordariomycetes, Xylariales, Hypoxylaceae. Gene Ontology annotation, molecular function: oxidoreductase activity, acting on CH-OH group of donors; flavin adenine dinucleotide binding. The record is from RefSeq and is a predicted model, not a curated record. Gene Ontology annotation, biological process: secondary metabolite biosynthetic process. Bases 1 to 2232 code for a protein of 743 amino acids.
AUGCUGCCUUACUUUCAGAAGAGCUGCAAGUUUACUCCCGCGGAUCCUAGUAUAUUUUCCGGUGUUGAAGUCAAGCCAGGACCGGGAAACAAUGCUUUCUCCUCGGAGAGCGGCCCGUUGCACGUAUCGUAUGGUAAUAAUAUCCGACCUUUUUCUCAAUGCCUUGGGCGAGCCUUCAGUGAAAUUGGAAUCCCGACCAUCCCAGAUUUUAAUAGUGGCAAUCUAUUAGGCUCUCAAUUCUGCACAUUUACUGUUGAUCCUACAACAGCGACUAGGAGCUCCGCGCAGACCUCGUUCUUAGACCUUUGUCAAGCUCGACCAAAUCUCAAAGUCUUUCGGGAGACGCUCGCCAAGCGUGUCUGCAUUAAUGAAAAGAAACAGGCCACCGGCGUUGAAAUUAGCCCUGGCUUAGUAUUAAUGGCUCGUCGUGAAGUCAUUUUGUCUGCCGGUGCUUUCCAAUCACCACAACUGCUCAUGGUUUCCGGGAUUGGACCAGCAGACACUCUCAAAAGGUUAGGCAUUCCAGUGAUUGUGGACAGGCCCGGAGUCGGACAGAAUUUGACAGACCACAUAAUGUACGGACCGUGCCACCGCGUUAAAGUCGAGACUAUAUCAGCAGUUGUAGCCAACCCAGCCCAAAUUGUCCCGUUGAUAUUCGACUACGUUAAAAACGCCAGGGGUCCUUUGACAAAUCCAGGUAUUGAAUACGUGGCCUUUGAGAAAAUACCUAGACAUCUUAUAUCUGAAGAUGUCUCCGCUAAGCUCUCUCAAUUACCUCUUUCAUGGCCUGAUAUGGAAUACAUCUCAAUGGAUACGUAUUCGGGUGAUCUCUCAUCUCCGCUAUUUAACUCACCUAACGAUGGCUAUAAUUACGCCAGCAUUCUAGUUUCUCCAUGCGCCCCAUUAUCGCGCGGUAGUGUUACUAUUACCUCUGACGAUACGGUAGAUCUCCCGGUCGUGGAUCCAAACUGGCUAUCAGACCCUAUUGACGCUCAGCUCGCGGUGGCCGGAUAUAAGCGGGCGCGAGAGCUUUUCUCGUCGGCAGCCAUGCAGGAUAUCCUCUUGGAUUCAGAUCCUGAAAAGGAAUUCUUCCCCGGUCUUGACACUGUGAAGACCGACGAAGAGAUUCUGCACACGAUCCGUAACACUAUGACCACUAUCUAUCAUGCCUCCGGAACUUGCCGCAUGGGACACGCCGCGGACCCUGACCCUAGUGCCGUGGUAGAUCCACACGCUAGGGUUUUUGGCGUGGAGAGACUGCGUGUCGUCGACUCAAGCGCUUUUGCCCUGUUACCCCCGGGCCAUCCACAGAGUAUGGUGUAUGCACUCGCUGAGAAGAUCGCUGAUGACAUUCAAAGAGAGGGACUCCAACUUUCUGACACCCCCUAUAAUAUCGACGAAAGCGAAUUCGAUGGUUACUUGUAUAGCACCCUUAGCUUAAACGGUUCUAAUGGAGAAUACACCUUUGCGACAUGCGACGACGGCAAUCUCUACAUCCAGAAAAACGGCACACAGAACUCGUUGCCUUAUUACAGUACCUGCACAACGCUGUGGUAUGGAUAUGAGGAUGUUGUUUUGGCGACGCUUAAUAGCGGCAUCCUCCACUACUACAAUAACACCAUGUCCAAGCUGAGCGUCAGCCGUCUCCGUACAGCUGACGAAACGGAGCUUCCAGCAACUGCUGCCUAUGUUGCGCUUGCCCCCUAUUACUACACCGAAGAUGAAAGCGAGAAUGCGCCAAGCAUGCUAGCAGCCAUCGACACCAUCAACGAGAUCUUCCCAGCAAUCUGCACGUACAAGAAUGCAUCGGCAGGCGCUAAAGUAUACCUAAUCGGGUCGGAUAUCAACGCCGGGCUAGCGAUCUUCAAGUCUCCCGAUGUCGAGUACAGCAUCACCAACGGCAAAGUCGACGACUGUUACGUGCUCUUCCCAGAGAUCACGGACUGUAUCGACGGCGACUGGGCCGACUACGACGAAGAUGCGGAGGAGUACGAGAGCAAUGCUACCCAGCUUGAAUUCGACGACUCCCUGGUUGAUGCGGAGGGCGAACUGACUCUGAACAGCAACAAUACGCUCCUGUACCAAGACGAGGAAGCUCUAAACAAUUUGGAUGAGGUGUUUACUGACGAUGACGAAGGAGACGUCGAAGAAUGGGAUGAGGACUCGGAUUAUCUUGACAGGUUCGGCGACUACUACGAUGUUAUCGAUGGUGAUGACGAGGGCAGCUCUUAG